GGUCUUAAGCCCGUCCCUCUCGUCGAGAAAAUAAGUUGGUCCAAUCCACGCUUUUCUGUCAUCUUUUUCAAAGUGGUUGCUGGCAUAUAAAACGAGGUGGUGGACGAAGAAGAAGAAGGGAUGGGAAAAAGAGGGGGAUGGAUGGACGGAUGGAUAGUAAAAUAUUAUUUGAAUUCUUAUUCUCAUUGUUAAAGUAAAAUCGUGCUGGUGUAUGUAAUACGGUGUCCCCCAGUGUAUAGCAUCAUUUUCUAUUACAGGAGAGGGCAUAGUGACAAUAGGAGUAGUAAAAAAUCCGUCGUAUUAUUAUUUUACUGGCCUCUCUCAAAUUCAGCCUCCUUUUACUUAGUCACUUUACAUAGGAGGCUACACGCAGCUGGGGUGUCAAAUAAACUUUAAAUUUAAAAAUUAAAGCUGUUUGGAGCGAAUUUGGUCGGAUUUUUGACCAGUGUAAAACUCUUGGGCCCAAGAAUUUGGUAAUCAAGGAGAGAAAGAGCGAGAGAGAAGAGUGGUCAAGUUUUGUGCGUUUUUUUACUUGAGUGGUUCAGUUCAAGAAAAAGUAACCCAACCAACGACGGAUAUAAUAAAUACUUGAAUCGAACGUCGAGUUGAUGAAAUUUGAAGGGAAAAAAUGUUGACUCAAUUCUGACUAAUUAACGAUGUGAGGAAGGAAUGAAUGAGUUUGAAAUUCUUAAACUUGGCGUGGUCGUCAUGUCAUGACGCUAAAUUUUCAUGAUGUAGUGUGCAUUGUACUACUUUCCCCUCGACUACCAAAUACCUUUUGAUUAACACUUGGUUUUUAGCUGUUAAAAAAUGUGAUACAAAAUUUCAAUUUUUUCCACAAGUUUGCUCGUGCCAGGAGAUGAUGGAGGAGGAAAAACUAAGUGUGCCAAAAUGCGUGAAGACAUGUAAAUAUAUACGAGUGAUUUUAAGUGGCGUUUGUUUGUGUGACGGGGAAUGGUCAUAAUUAAAGUGUUUUUGGUGUCGUAAUGUCAGUCGACUAAUUUUGGUGGAGACGGGUUGACAUCGAGUUAGCGUGCUUUGACAAUCUCAUCAUUCUCAGCUCGGUGCACUUAUCGAGAAAAUCACAAUUUUAUCAAGGCAAAGGUUAUAAUCUGAAAAAAACGGAAUGGAUGGCAUUGUCGGGAAAAACACAAGUUUUAUUGCCACCAAUUACUGAGAUAUCGUGAAAAUGGGAUGAUUUUAAGAUAAAACUGGAGAAGAUUCACAAAAAAUGACACGUAAAUUCUUAAUCAUGAAAAAGUGGACUUGAAAAGAAUCGAAUUGCUCAAAAAUGUAAGAAUUGACCCCGGUUUAUUAAAUCGAGCUUGAUGACUGUGCCUUUUAACACUUGAUACACACCUAUCGAAGAAGGAUAUGACAACAUAAUAAUACGACUGAACUAUUAAUUACACACUUUGAUAUUAAGAGAUAAAAAGUGUCAAGUUUGUCAGAAUCCUGACCCUUCCAACAAUACAUAUUUGCUUUAUACGUAAACUAUUUACCCUUCUUGAUUUGGGUGCUAAUUCGAGUUAUUAAAGUACCCCUAACCACGAUAAGAGAUCCAUAUUAAUCAUGCCCGACACUGGAAUCAUGUCAUCAUCGUCGUCGAACCCCGUCCAUCACCAUCACCACCACCACAACGACAACGGCAACGACGACUACAAUGGGAACAAUGGUCCAGACUUUUAUCCGAGUACUACCUCCUCCCAGUACGGCCGACCACCUCCUCCCCCCGUGAACCAUGGGACCACUCCGCUCUCCCGCACGAGCCACGUCCUUCUCCACCACUCCAACAACGACCAGAACAAUAACUCGGAGCUGGAAGAGCUUCAAGGUCAACCUCCCCCAAUCCGUGGGCCUCCCCCCUCCCGCCCAAACCCCAAUAGAGACUUAUUCGAAGAAAUCCGAAAUGGGGGAGGUCACUGGAGUCAACUUCUUCGUCAAGUCUUCCUACGACUGCCACCACCUCCGCCGCCUCCGCCCCCACAGUCACAAGAUUUAAAUAGUACUAGUAGCAUUGCCAAAGAAAGCCGGGUGGAGGGUGACGAGGACGGUGACGAUGGGGGCCCACCCCCCCUGGACAUUGAUGGAGGGUCGGAAAACGGCCAGUUCGCAUAUGUGGGCGAGGUCACGGGCGAGAUAGAUGCUUGGAUUGAUUUCGGCUCCUUGCAAAGUGGUGAUAUCAUCCUGGACGUGCAGGGGCAACAGGUUGCUGGGUACACGCAGGCCGACGUCCUUUCCCUGCUCCAUCACUGUCUCAGAUCAAACCCUGCCAAUCACACGACGCAUCUCACCGUCGCUCCCAGAGGAAGUCUGGGUCCCGAAUUGAGAUCUUAUUUGAACACGAGGUUUCAAAAGGGCUCCGUCGACCACGCCUUGCAAGGCGUCGUUCGCGACAAUCUCUACCUCCGAACCGUCCCCGUCACGACGAGACCGCCCAGACCCGGCGAAAUCAACGAUGUAGACUACACUUUCCUGUCCCAGGAGGAGUUCAUGGAACUGGAGAGGAACGGGAGUCUGCUCGAGAGUGGGGUUUAUGCCGGAAAUCAUUACGGAACUCCGAAACCCUGGGCGAACCGAGCUCGUGAGAUGAGUAACCAGUCCUCCAUGCUUGCCGGUGGUGGGGUUGGCGGAAAUAGCAUGAGUAUUGUCGGCAGCUCUUUGAACAAUUCAGACUCGAUGAUGAUGACGAGCAAGGGGACAAUUCUGCCAGGGAUGCACCCUUCCUCUGAGGGAAAGCGGAGGCGAAAUCGGUCCAAUGUCGAAGCCCUGGGCGCAGGGGAUGACGCUAAUGAAGACCAGCCAUCAAAUGCAGGUGGUGGCAGUGGAGGUCCUCCCACCGUGCCUCCAAUCACCUACUCACCACGCUUCCAACCCCCGGAGGACGAGCUGGGUCCGCUUCCCUCCAACUGGGAGAUGGCCUACACGGAGAAGGGCGAGGUCUACUUCAUCGAUCACAAUACGGGAACCUCGCAUUGGUUGGAUCCUCGUUUAUCCCGUGUGCAGAAAAUGUCCCUCGAGGAGUGUGACGACAACGAGUUGCCCUUCGGCUGGGAGCGGAUCGACGAUCCCCACUACGGCACCUACUACAUCGACCAUGUCAACCGACGAACCCAGUUUGAGAACCCAGUCCUCCAGGCCAAACAAACCACCCCCACGAGCAGCAGUAGCAAAGUAGGACUAACCGACCAACAACUACUUGCCGAUGGUCAACAAAGUCAGAGUCGACCCCCACCCGGGGGUAAUUUCCCACCCCGAUAUUCUAGUGCUAACCCUCCCCCACCAAACCCCAAGCCUUCCAAUCACAACAAUCGACUGUCCAUCCCGAGAGGGAAAACACCCGACACAACUCUUGAAAAUCAUACUCAUAGUCAUUCCACCCUCAUGUCCAAUCAUAACCCCUCGUCCUCUGCGAUACCGAAAUUCAGUGGUGGUCUGAGUGGCUUGAAAGUGAAGACGAUGGAGCGAUCGCCCAACAGAUUCUUCACCAGAGAUCCGACUCAACUCGUUGGGGAGCGGAUUGGAACAAUUCUUGUCAAAUCGUCGCGUGGGUUAGGCUUCACGAUUGUUGGGGGAGACGAUGACGACGGGUUGGACGAGUUCCUACAAAUCAAAUCUGUUGUUCCUGACGGAGCGGCCUGGCGUGACGCAAAGUUAAGAACGGGGGACGUUCUUGUCCGCGUGAAUGGGCGCUGUGUUCUGGGCUACACGCAUCAGGAGAUGGUCUCCAUAUUUCAGAGCAUUUCCCCCGGGGAGGAAGUUCACUUGGAGGUUUGUCGCGGUUAUCCGCUCCCUUUCGACCCGUCCGAUCCCAACACGGAAAUCGUUACAACCAUCGCGGUGGAACCAUUCAAUCCGAAUGGAGAUAAGAGGUUGGAAUGGACGACACGAGCUGCCACACCGGACAGUCUUGCCCAUUCCGCCCACUCCCUUCCGGAGCUGUCGGGUGACCGGAUCAUGGGGGGUGGGGGUGGAGGGUACGGGAAGGCCGGCCGCCCCGCCAGUGUCGACCUACUCGGGGAACGCUCCUCGGACAAAAGGUUCUCGCCGAAACACGUGGGCCGUCCCAUGGAGAAUGGGACGUUUCUCACGGUGGCCAUAAACAAGGGCACGGCCGGCUUUGGGUUCACCAUUGCCGACAGUCUCAACGGACAAAAGGUAAAAAAGGUUCUGGACUCGACCCACUGCGGCGGUUUGGAUGAGGGGGAUCGACUCAUUGCCAUCGACGGAAUCGACCUUCGCGGUCUCAGUCAUACUCAAGUUGUCCAAAUUCUGAAGGACUUUCCGCUGGGGCGCGACGCAUCGCUCACGGUCCAACGUGUCCAUUCACAAGUCUUCAGCAAGAAGUUCAGCCCCGGUAACAACGACUACUCCGAUUCCCGGGUGACGCUGAACAGUGCGGGGAUAUCUCCACGGAGUAAGACGCCCACAGCGGGAGACUUGGGGAGGAGUCGACCCAGGUUGAGGGACAGUCUACCCGAGAGGUCAAAAACGCCCGUGUUCGUGUUCGAUGGUCACUACAAUGGCGAUGGUGGGGCCGCGAUGUACAACGGGAAUGGGCCACUCAGUCCGAACAGCAUCCAUGUCCAAGGUCAUCCUGCCGCCCAUCCCAUGUUGUCGCCCGGAGGAAUGGGAAACAGUAACGAGGGGAGGGUCACUCCUGGGGAAGUGGGAGAUCUCAACCAUCAUGCGGCCAACAUAAGGGACUGGAUCGAGAUGACGAUCGAGCUGCAGAGACGUCAGGAAGGAUUUGGUUUUCGCAUCGUGGGAGGGACGGAGGAGGGAUCGCAAGUGUCCGUGGGUCACAUUGUCCCCCGCGGCGCGGCGGCUGUUGACGGUCGUCUCCAAACCAACGACCAGCUCAUAGCAGUGGACAGUAUUUCCGUCAUUGGAGCUUCCCACCAUUCCGUGGUCCAACUCAUGGCACGAGCCGCGUCGGCACACAGGGUCAGACUGACGGUGCGGAGACCCAUCUACGCCGUAAAUCCUGUCCCACCGGCCAUGGAGAUGGGGACCGUGACCACGCCGUCGCAUUCUCCUGCGGCAGGAUUUCAGACUCCGCUCCACGUUAUUCUAAAGAGACAGCCGUCCGAAGGAUUUGGUUUCGUCAUCAUUUCGAGUGCUUCAAAAGCUGGGGCGACGAUCGGUCGCAUUGUGGACGGAAGUCCGGCGGACAGGUGUGGUCACCUCAACGUUGGUGAUCGCAUUUUAGCUGUAAAUCAGACCGAAAUCUCUCAACUGCAUCACUCCCAGGUCGUCCAGCUCAUCAAAGAUUCCGGCCUCAUGCUCACCCUGAGCGUCCUUCCAGUACAAAUUGACCCCAACGGCGGAGGGAUGCACCAUCCGCAGCAGCAGCAGCAACAACAAACCUCCUCACAACUCUCCCCCAUCAACCACAACAACAUGAUGACGACCGACAUGGAAAACUUUACGCUGAAGGACAACAAUCUAGGCUACGACAUGGGGACGGCCUUCAUCAAUCCGGAAAGUCAACCGGUCCACUUUGGAUCCAACCACAGUGGUUCCUCGUUCCCCAUGGACAGCAAUGGGGUUGACCAAGUCUUCUCUGUCCAUUUGAGCAGAGGGAAUCGUGGCUUUGGUUUCUCCAUCCGGGGUGGCAAAGAAUUCCAGAAUAUGCCAUUGUUCGUCCUCCGACUGGCAGAGGAUGGUCCUGCUGCGGGGGAUGGGAGGAUGCAGGUGGGUGACCAAAUCUUGCAGAUUAAUGGGAUUAGCACGCACGGGAUGACACAUUCGCAAGCUAUCCAUCUAAUCAAGACGGGCGGUGCUUCUGUUCACUUGCUCCUUCGAAGGGGCUCUGUUCCAAUCCCAUAUCUCAAUCAGAUGCCAAAUUUCCAAGGUGGCGGCGGGGGAUUUAUCAACGGUCACGAGGAAAUCCAAUCCGUGUCGAGUAACAACGACCAGCAAUUCAUGGGACGGUCGGCCUCUCCCAUGUUCAGAGAUCACCACCAUCACGCCUACCCGUCUCAAAUGUAAUCAAUCCUUGCAAUUUCCAGAAUGAAAUUAAGAGGUCAAAGGGCGUGUCGUGACAUCUCCGAUUACUGAAUACGUAGCCAUACCUAUUACUUAGAAUAAACCUGCUGAACUUUUCUUUUAUUGUCUAGAAGAAUUGCUAAUUGCUUACAUGUUUUCAGAAGCCGAUAAGUUAUAUGCAUAAAGAUCUUGCUUUGUGAAUUUUCUUAUUGUUAUUACUUCAAGAUAAGGUUGUGAAGGUUAUCUUGAGCUAAUCAAUUUUUGUCAGGUUGGUAGUGAUAUUAUUAUGAAUGAUGAUUAAUUAUGAGACUACUUAAAAAAGAAACUAGGAACUUAUUUUCUAUCCCCGAUAUUUUACAUGUCACGACAUUUCUGUUACAUAUGUACAUACGUCUUUACAAAAACGUUUUAUUUUGUAGAUUAAUUAAAUUAAAUUAAGUAAUACAGAAAUUUAAUUAUCUGUUAUUUCAGGAAUACUCUUACUUGUUAUUGUUAAAUGUCUGUGAAAAAUGUGAAGUAAUAAGUUAACAAGUCUGGAAAUUUAAUAGUUGGUUAAAUUUAUAUAAAAAUAACAAUGAUGUUAAAUCAUGAAUCGUUUAUACACGAAUAGAGAUUGGCGUGUUGAAAAGGUAGCCGUAGAAAAAUUAUACGUGGUUUGGAAAUAUUUUGUCUUACGUGAAUCUUGUUUGUUUUUUAUUUUCCCAAAAUACUGUUAUAUUUACGUACACAUAUACUUAACUUUAUUAGUGAAAGUUACAAACCUCCACUCUUUCGUUGACAUGUCUUUCGCACACUUGUGAUUUCGAGAUAAGGACAGAUUUGGUAUGGGUAAGAAACAAUGGCAGAAUUUAUGAGUUACAAAACGAAUCAUCACGCUGAAAACUGAACCCGUGAACCAAUCAGAUAAUAAUUUUACUUAAUUAACUGACUACCGAUGAUACCAAGGAACACAUUACAUGAAGAUGCGGUUAAACACCCGUCUAACCCAUUGCUCGGACACAGUUUAAACCCUUUAGAAGGUGACAGGUGACUACUGUGGAAUGAGAGUGAAACUAUGAAAUCCUUCCGUCCUAUACUUAACGUACUUAUUUAAACGACACAUGUAGAUACACAAAUAAUAUAUGUAGACGUUAUUACAUACAUUGCUGUACUUUUUAUACGCCGACUUUUCUAUUUUUCCAAUAAAAAACAAAUACAUAUCUUAAUGCAGAA
This is a messenger RNA of Folsomia candida, 7203 nucleotides long. RefSeq names its product membrane-associated guanylate kinase, WW and PDZ domain-containing protein 3 (gene Magi). NCBI's taxonomy places the organism in Eukaryota, Metazoa, Arthropoda, Collembola, Entomobryomorpha, Isotomidae. Gene Ontology annotation, biological process: signal transduction. Bases 1573 to 5994 code for a protein of 1473 amino acids. Gene Ontology annotation, molecular function: protein binding. Gene Ontology annotation, cellular component: cytoplasm. The transcript is spliced from 13 exons. The record is from RefSeq and is a predicted model, not a curated record.